Messenger RNA from Lathyrus sativus (Indian pea), 687 nucleotides. Lineage: Eukaryota; Viridiplantae; Streptophyta; Magnoliopsida; Fabales; Fabaceae. The record is from the annotation of a GenBank genome assembly.
AUGGAUCAGGUUUUUGUUGACGGUGCUCACGCCAUUGGAAGCUUGUGUGUUGAUGUUAAAGAAAUUGGUGUUGAUUUUUACGUAAGUAAUUUGUACAAAGGGUUCUUUUCUCCACCUUCGGUGGCUUGUACGUAUUGUAACAAGAAAUUGAAAGAUGUGCUCCAUUAUGUGGUUGCGCAUGAAUAUGGAAAGGGUUUACCUGCUGAGAGUGCUUGGGUUGGGAUGCGAGAUUAUAGCCCUCAGUUUGUGGUACCUUCGAUUUUGGAGUUUGUGAAUAGGUUUGAAGGUGGAAUUGAAGGGAUUAUGAGGAGGAACCAUGAUUUGGUUGUGAAAAUGGGGAUUAUGUUAAAGGAAUCAUGGGGAACAAUUCUUGGUGCCCCACCUGAAAUGUGUACCGCUAUGAUUAUGGUGGGUUUGCCUUCAAAGCUUCGUGUGACGAGUGAGGAUGAUGCAUUGAGGUUGAGGUUUUAUCUUAGGGUUUAUCAUGCUAUAGAAGUUCUUGUAUAUUACCAAGCUUUGAGAAAUGCUGAAAGGGAUCCUAGAGACAAGGACGGGUUUAUAACUGGUUGUGUGAGGAUUUCUCAUCAGGUGUAUAACACUGUUGAAGAUUACCAUAGGCUCAAGACUGCAAUUGUUCAGAUUUUGGAUGAUGAAAAAUUUGCAGUGAACUUCCUAAAGAGUGAUUGA